Trematomus bernacchii (emerald rockcod) is the source of this 2854-nucleotide messenger RNA. It is a transcript of the gene yipf2, whose product is annotated as Yip1 domain family, member 2. Gene Ontology annotation, cellular component: membrane; Golgi apparatus. Gene Ontology annotation, molecular function: small GTPase binding. The coding region runs from base 255 to 1184 and encodes 309 amino acids. The transcript has 9 exons. NCBI's taxonomy places the organism in Eukaryota, Metazoa, Chordata, Actinopteri, Perciformes, Nototheniidae. The record is from RefSeq and is a predicted model, not a curated record. Gene Ontology annotation, biological process: vesicle-mediated transport.
GCUAACAGACUGACUGUCAACUCGCUACAAAGACAGAUGCUAGCAGUGUGUGAUUAUUUUCUGUCCGUUUAUUUAACCUACGUGUACUGGGGUUGGUAUAUUUAAUUUGGCUUCUGUAAAAUCUUCAAACAAAUGAGAAACAUAAGUGUUGUGUGAAUGUAGCCGAGCGUUAGCCCGGAUCAGCUGUCACACAGGACAUCCUGCUGCCGAGGAGCACAGGUAUUGCAUGAGGUUGCUGUUUGAUCACUGAAGCAAUGGCCAGUCCUAAUGAUCUGCAAUUCCAAGAGUUUGAGGAAGCAGCAGAGCUGUUGUCUGCAGACCCCGGGGCCUCCACCCUCAGUAUGUCUGCCUCAAACACCAGCACUACAGCAGCAGGAGGGGGAGGAGGAGGAAGAGGAGGAGGGGAGGAUGUGAAGCUAGACCUCUCAGAGGAGGAGGGUGAGGAGGAGAGUUCAGAGCUGUUAGGAGGACAGAAACCAACGGGUGGCUUCUGGACCUUUGAGUACUAUCAGUCCUUCUUCAAUGUUGACACAGUGCAGGUUCUGGACAGAGUGAAGGGGUCACUGAUGCCAUUACCUGGAAGAAACUUUAUCAAACACAACCUUAGGAGCAACCCAGAUCUGUAUGGUCCGUUCUGGAUUUGUGUGACCCUCGUGUUCUCGGUAGCGAUCGGCGGAAACCUGUCCAGCUUCCUCAGUGAGAAGGGGAACCCUUCGUACCACUACAGACCUCAGUUCCACAGAGUGACGAUAGCUGCACUCGUGAUCUUCAUGUAUGCCUGGUUGGUGCCCAUUGGUUUAUGGGGUUUCCUGACCUGGCGGCAAGGGGCUGAGAGGCAGAUCGGAGGCUAUUCAUUCCUGGAGACUGUGUGUGUCUACGGCUACUCCCUCUUCAUUUACAUCCCAACCUCGGUUCUGUGGAUCAUUCCCUUUGAAUGGUUGCGCUGGACCCUGAUCCUGGUUGCCAUGGUGAUCUCUGGCUCAGUUCUGGUCCUCACCUUCUGGCCGGUUGUGCGCGAGGACACCAAGGUGAUGGCAGUGGCUACAGUGGUGACCAUAGUGGUUUUGCAUACGCUGCUGGCUGUCGGCUGUAAGAUGUACUUCUUUCAGACCGAAGUCCAUGUUCCAUCAGCGGUGCCUAUUACCCCCACGAUUAACAUGACAAUUGCCACGAAAGCCCACUAACCAAAGGGUGCUGGCAGCGAGGAAAUGAAGGAAGUGUCUGUUGUUUGGAAUCACAUGCAGCUAUAAAACAUGUAGAAGCAGGAGGGUUAAGUGAUAUGUUCUAUAGUAGCGUGAUGAAGCGCUGGGACAGGAGUGUGGUUGUUUGUCUCAUUUAUCCUGAGUUGGGUCUACUGGGACACUGCAAUAUUUCUACAUUUUUACUGUGAUGUUUCAGGAUGUGGUGCAACGUAUUAGUCCACAUAACACUGUGAUUUCCCCGAAGAUUCACACAAAGUUAUUAUUUAGAAUAAUUAGUUAGAAUUACCAACGAUAUUAGAAAAUAUCCAAACCAGUUACAAUCAGAAAACCAUGCAGCCAGCAAUCAUUACUUCUUACGAGUUAUCAAAGAGACAACAAGGUAUCCAUCAGUACGUGUUAAUAUCAUUAUUGUUGGCAACAAUAGGAUCUCGUAAAAAAAAGCUAUGAUAAAGAACCCAGUUUUACAAAAAAUUUCACCAAAGCUGUUGAAACUAACAUUGGUGAGGACAGGGAACUGCCACCAUGAUUAUUUGAUCAUUUCAUGAAGCAGGGGAUUACACAUUUAUUUUUUUAGUUGUUUAGUUUACAAAGGAUUACAAAUAAUUAGAGAAAAUGCUCGUUCAACAUUUUCCAAGCCCAAAAUUAUGAUUUUGUAGUAGGAGGUCUGAAAUAUUAUUUGCUGGAUAAAUCCGAGAAUAUUGUGAAAACAAUACUAGGGGGUAUUAUCAUACUAGGAAAUACACAGGUUUUUCUGAUAACAUUAAUGAUAGCUUUGUUCUAUCGAUCCAGAAGCCUAAAGCUAAAGUAGCUAAAUGGAAUUCAGCUAUCAUUAAUUUCCCUAUUGAAACUUUAUACACAUAUCAUUCAAAUUGUAACUACAGGCUACCAAGUAAUUUUUAGUUUUAGAUACCAGGAGUUUCUGACAUUAUUGCCACCUCCCUCGUGUAUAAAAAAAGUGUUAAAAAAACAAAUGGCUGCAAGACAACCAACAAUGGCAUUCAAUCAAUUAGACACAUUUCACUGAGCAAAUUAGAUAAUCCGCCAAUCCGGGCUAGUUAAAUUACGAGACUGCAAGGCUAGAAGCUAUGCCUGAACGCUACGUUUUUUUGCGCUGCUGUGACAUGGCAAAGAGUAUAAAUACUUGGGUAAACCCAUGAACUCCAGCCAAAAGCAGUUAUUUAAAAAUAAUUAGCAAAUGUUAGCAUGCUAAUUAAGAUGAACAUAGUAACAUAGUAAGUUAGCAUUUUUCAUUUAUGGUAAGCUGCUGCUAACAUUAUUUGAGCUAACUCAGUUAGCCACAGAGCUACUAGCAUGGCUGCUGACUUUGACAUUAGCUCAGUUAGCCACAAACCUGCUAGCAGGGCUGAAAACUAUUCUCUCUAAGUGAAUAAAUGACAUGUCCUAUUAAUAGUUUCUAUCUAAUAAAUAAUCAGAUAGUGCAGGGUUAAGAAUGUUUCAAUGAUCUAAGAGUGAUGCACCACCUCUCCAACCUGUAAGGAACCUUCACUUACUAAAUGAGUUUUUGUGAUGUUAUUGCAGUUAGGAUUAAUUGUAAAUUGAGAAAUGUGUUUAUGUUUGCAGAACUAUUUAUUCCCUACUGUGAUGCUGUUUAGGGAUUUUUGUUGUUAAUAAACGUUGUGCUUCAUCCGGUA